GAGCUCUACUCUUUUAAACAAUCCCGGUGUUAGCUAAGCAGCAUGAGCUGCAUGACCCUUGUGUUUAACAUGGUGAAAGUCAACUUCAUUUUGCGGUUACUUAAUUAAAUGACAGUGAAAAUAAGCAAGAGUUUUCGCCCUGCUAGCUGUUCCAUCAGGGCUAGCAAACCUUCCUGCCUGUAACUACACCAUAGACUGUAUCCGCUUUACAGUUUGACAAAGUCUGUGAAGAUGCCAGCCGGUGUGUCUUGGCCUCGAUACAUAAGAAUGUUUGGAGCCAGUAUACUGUCCAUGUUUGCAGGAGCACAGGUCGUCCAUCAGUACUACCUACCUGAUCUGAGCAUACCAGAGGUCCCACCAAAGCCUGGGGAGCUUCAGACAGAACUGCGGGGCUACAAAAUCAAAGAAGAGGCCUCUGCUUCGUUAAAGCAGCUCAAAGCAGAACAAAAGGUGGACUGAUGUGGAAUUACACUGUAAAUCCUUUGUGUGAUGGACACUUAAUCAAGCAGACUUUGUCCAGUUUUUGUCAACAACUAGAGGCUGAAACGUGCCUGGGAGCAGAGUCAUUUCUUGGGACAUCUGCAAAUGAAUAUCUCUUUCUUUGGUGUUUUCUUCUGAUGGAGCAAACAAAAUUGGAAUCAAAUGCUACACCAUUUGUGUUUUGCCGCCUGGGAUAAGGAUCUUAUCUGGAACUCAGUCAUUCUGUUUAUACAACCAGUCGUAUCCAUCUGUUGUUACUACAUCUUGUCAUUCUUUUUGAAUGUGUUUGCAUUUGUCGAAGGAGUGAUGAAAUGAGUAAGAGAACACUUUAUAAGCAGACAGCAACUGUGCUAGAGUCAUUAAACAGUUAAUGGUCUCGACUAAACUUACAAAAUGUAUUUUAAAUAAAAAAAUAUACACAAA
Molecule: messenger RNA, 903 nt
Organism: Toxotes jaculatrix (banded archerfish)
Lineage: Eukaryota; Metazoa; Chordata; Actinopteri; Toxotidae
Gene: c5h12orf73
Product: chromosome 5 C12orf73 homolog
Exons: 4
Coding region: 232-459 (75 amino acids)
Biological process (GO): mitochondrial respiratory chain complex III assembly
Cellular component (GO): mitochondrion
Source: RefSeq, a predicted model, not a curated record